AUGGUGGCCACGCCACGGAGGUCGCCACGCCAGCCCAUUCUUACGCGUGUCUCGCCGUACCCAUUGCGAAGCCGCACCCCGACGCCAGGCAGCUCUCCGUCGACCUCGCAGCCCACAGUGGCUCCACGCGCAUCUCCAUCGCAAACAGACGUCAGUGGUCAAGGAACACGACCACUACAAGCGACCCCAGCAGUGCUUCGGCCGCAGCAGCUUCCAGCGACACGAGCACCGGCAGCACCCGCUACUGCUUCUCCUGCACGAUCCGUUGGUCUGUUGGCGGCACCUCCAGCAGCACCAGCUACAUCGCGAGUGGUCACGUCGCUGCCACGACCUGAGAGCAUGCACGAAGCAACAACAGAAGCAGACCAAGCAGCUCCAAGUCAUCUGUACCAGUUGCUAUUGCGGCCAAUCGUGAAGGCGACCAUCGCCCAACGCGAUACGUCGGCCGAGACUCUCGACGACGUCGUUGUCAACGGCGGAUCGUUCGACGAGAUCCUGCAGAAGAUCUGGAGCUUGUUCAGCGGCCGUGUCAAGUGCAGAGCGGUGCUGACGGACGGCGAGUGGUUUGUCGAGACCCACGAGGUGGACGAGUGGGACCGUGUCAUGCAGUUCAGGGCCAAAAAGAAGGUAGUGGAGUCUACCAAGUCAGCACAAGCGUGGAAGCAGUGGCUGCAAAAAAUGCGAGGGCAUACAGUGACGCUCGUUAUCUACGAGUAUGGUUUGUCGAUCGCAAGAGCUCAAGAUCGAGAUGAAUUCGUCGCAGCCUGCAUACAGCCUGAGGAGACCGAUCGUGAAGGUGUUGUUUGGCGUCUGUGGGCCAACUAUCUCACGCGGAAUCUCAACAGGUCAACGUGGGACGCCGCUAUUCAACAACCACCACCAGAGUAUAUCGCGAAUCUGCUUCGACUCGUGGAUACACAGAUGGAGCAACACGUGGCCGAAGUCACUCGAACGGCAAAUGUGGCGCUAGAUGUUGUGGAGGCCACAAUUGCUGACUACCGGCAGCUGCGCCAAAGGUGGGAAUUUCUCGGACAGUAUCUCGAUGAAAAUGAGCGCGGUUUGGAGGUGCGCAAGAGUGUUAUCAUGGGGUUUCUGCGCGACAUCACCCCUCCUGCUUGCGACGAAGUGAUCGACCCUCUCCUUCAAAUGGAGAACGUCGAAGACACAGAGCACGCCGAGUGA
This is a messenger RNA of Phytophthora sojae, 1182 nucleotides long. RefSeq lists its product as hypothetical. The transcript is spliced from 2 exons. Bases 1 to 1182 code for a protein of 393 amino acids. Lineage: Eukaryota; Oomycota; Peronosporomycetes; Peronosporales; Peronosporaceae. The record is from RefSeq and is a predicted model, not a curated record.